This is a messenger RNA of Magnolia sinica, 2488 nucleotides long. RefSeq names its product cysteine-tryptophan domain-containing zinc finger protein 7-like. The coding region runs from base 83 to 1870 and encodes 595 amino acids. Lineage: Eukaryota; Viridiplantae; Streptophyta; Magnoliopsida; Magnoliales; Magnoliaceae. The transcript is spliced from 12 exons. The record is from RefSeq and is a predicted model, not a curated record.
AUUUUCUUCGUUGGAUUCGUGUAAAAGUGAUUUCAGAAUUUCUCAAGUCCUGUUUCGAAGUGGGAAUCCAGAGGCAUAAGCAAUGGUGACGAUGCUUUCGUAUGUGGGUAGAAGGAAGCACAACACAACAUUCGGCUUCAAUCCGGACGUUGCCUUUUCUUACAUUGAUCAAAGGCUUCAAGAUGUUUUGGGCCAUUUUCAGAAGGAUUUCGAGAGAGACAUUUCUGCAGAUAAUCUGGGGCCUAAAUAUGGUCAAUAUGGAUCAUUUUUACCAAUGCAUCUAAGGAAUCCUCUUACACAAUCACAGCCAAAGAAUCCUGUGAAUGUACACAGUAGCAAUAUCCCCAAAUUGCUUAAGAAAUUUGAGAAUAUGGAUUCGAGCACCACAAAGAAUACUCUCCCUGUACAUGAAAAAAAGAGUCUGAAAAUCCGCCUUAAAAUUGGCGUUGGCAAAGCACCCAAAAGCAAUUCUGCGAGUUUUAGUAGUUUGGAUUUUAAGAAUUGUCCAUCAUCUCCAAUUGAGAGUACCCUGGAAAAUAAAGAUGAAAACUAUGAACUGCCCUCUUCAAUAGUGCAGGCUAAGGCAUUGCCAGUAAUUCCUGCGAAUACUUCACUUUCUCUUGCUUCCGAUUCUUUCUGCUUAGAAGAGAAGGACAAUCCUUCCACAAGGAGUAGCAAGACGAGGAUUGAUUAUUGUGAAACAAAAUUACUGAAGGAUUUUGAUGAUGUGCAGCAGCCUGCUCGAGAUUCGAAGAGAAUUGGGCCAUCACCUGCAUUUGAAGGUGACUCAUUUAUUCUAGAAAAAGAAAUACACAAGCAAUAUAUGAAGCUGAAACUGUCAAAACGUUAUCGUAAAGGGAAUAAGAAGUGUAAUUUGCAAGGCUGCUCCAACAUUACAAAAAAGAGGAAGCAAUGCUCUGCAAGUGUGGCUGAAAGCAAUUUGAAUGAGAGUACAAUGGAAAAUAAUGGUGUCUUCUCAAGUGCUAGAACAUCAACAAAGUUAUUUGGUGAGAUGCAAGGCAAGUCCAACAUUACAAAAAAGAGGAAGGAAUGCUCUGCAAGUGCAGGUGAAAGCGAUUUGAAUGAGAAUCCAACUGAAAAUGGUGGUGUCUCAUCAAGUGCUCAUUCAUCAAAUAAGUUGUUUGGAAAUCUAAGACACCCAAUUCAGCUUGCUGAGGAUACCUUGAAAGAAGCUAUUGAUUUGAAACAUUCAACUGACCGUUUAAAGAAUGUAGAAUCGGAAGUUGAAGUUAGUGGCAUAUAUCUUCGUGCAACUUUAAAAUUCCUACUUGCUGCAUCGAUGUUCGAGGUUUGCGACAUGGGAAGCGCAACACUAGGAGAAAAAACUCAGUCAACAGAGAUCUAUAUCGACACAUCAAAGAUGUUGAAGCAAUGCGCCAUUUCUUUCGAGCAUAAUGGGGAGAUUGCUGCCGCCGCUCUUGCAUACAAAUGCGUGGAAGUAGCAUAUAAGAGAGUUAUAUUCUCUAUGAGCUCCCAUAUACGUCAAGACGGACACGAAUUACAGGCAUCUCUUCAUGGUCAUCCAUUCGGCCAAAAAUCAUCUACAUUUUCUGCUCUUGAUGUAACCAAUGUCUGUCAGGAUGGCGCACCCUCUGGGUCAGAAGCGAAGGGAAUCAAGCUGCUUGCCAGCAGAGCCACCUGUAGCAGCCCGCACCUCCUUAAUUAUGCUGAAUAUGUGAGUUCCGCAAUGGACGCUGCUCAGAGAUCACUAUCAGCAUUGAAGGCUGCUCAGUGGAAAUAUGGGUUGCAAGGCAUCGCAGCUGUGAAAACAGCACUUGAUUUUCACUUCCAUGACAUGGAUGGAUUCGUACGCCUGGUCCGGCUAGCAUUAGAGGAGAUCGACAUCUAAACCAUCCAUCACAAAGAUACAAAUGGACAGGAAUCUCAGCAUUUUGUGGAAACACUGUACAGCAUCCCACACCUGUGAAUCCAAAUUUUGAAGCUCCAGAUGUAUAAGUAUAUAUAUGUGUAUGAAAGUGACCACAGCAUUGAGUUUUUUUUUUUUUCAAAUGCAAGGCAAAAGCCUGAAUACAUGUAAAUUGAUUUCUCAACUGUAACGUGAUUCUUUGGCAUCUGUAAGAGAGACUCAAUGCCAAAAUGCUGCUGUUACAAAUAAUGUAUCAGUAUUGUACAGCUAUUCUUUAGGUAAGAAAAGAAAUUUCAAGUUUCCAUCAUAAAUCAUACAACAAGUUUUUGUAUGAAGAGAAGUUAUGUAUUGGAUUUGUGGCCUUUAUUUUUGCACUGUACUCUUUUAAAUUCUAACAAGUGGGGCUCAUGGUUUGGACAUUGUGUCCCUACCAUGCCAAAAACAUCCUUGAUAGAACCAUCUUAAACUUUUAAUUUUUAGGCUACAGGUAGUUAACAAAAGAAAUACAAAAACAGUCCCCACCCAAAUGAAAGAUGUGCACUCCAGUGGUACUGGUUCCAUCCUAAGCUUACUGUGGCACCAGGCAGAUGAGGGGCCUAU